This is a messenger RNA of Linum tenue, 500 nucleotides long. The record is from the annotation of a GenBank genome assembly. NCBI's taxonomy places the organism in Eukaryota, Viridiplantae, Streptophyta, Magnoliopsida, Malpighiales, Linaceae.
GGUUCAUCGUCAUGACGCAUUCCUUUUCCUAUACCACCUUCCUAGUCGGCCGGUACCUCUCCCUCUUCGGGAUCGGAGUGGGUGCCACCGUGGCUCCGCUCUACAUCGGCGAAGUCGCUUAUCCGAGCCAACGAGGGUUCCUCAACACCAUCCCAGAAAUAUUCCGGAUCAUGGGAGUGUGGAUGGCUGUCGUAGCACGCGCCGCCGUGGGGCCCAGCUCGCGGUGGCGAAUAAUCUUCGGGGUGGGCAGUGUCCCGCCGUUCGUAAUGGGUCUCGGCAUGCUUCUGUUGCCGGAUUCCCCAAGCUGGCUAAUCGUUAACGGAUGGGUCGCCGACACAGCGUACGUCCUCAGAAAAACCUCUUCACCACUCGAGGUAAAGAAAAGAAUGAAACUCCUAGCAAAGGCGGCGAAGAUCCCAGGCAGCGCGAUCCGCAGGAAUGUGGUCUAUUCCCCAAUUCCCGAUGACACAGACACCGGCACGUGCGGGAAAACGUUCCGC